GAUUGGCUAUUGAAGACGUCCGUUAGGACGUGUGGUCUUUUCUGUGUGCUCGGUGAGCGUGGGCGUCCCUGAGGGAGAGUGUGGCAGGGGUUUCUAAACCCGGCACCAGCACCCCUGCCCCUUCCAUCAGGGGUUAGGCUUAAGGUCGCCCCUGGUGGGCGGCUCUCGAGUCUGAAUAAGAGCACGAGAACCCAGACCGCACCGGAGCUGCGGAGGUCCCCGUGGGCAGGCAGAAAGAUGGCGGCAGCGUCGGUCUCUGCGGCUUCUGGUUCUCAGUUCUCGAACGCCUUAGGUGAACCAUCAAGGUCUAAUGGAAGUAUAGUUCGCCAUUCUUCGUCUCCGUAUGUAGUAUAUCCAUCCGAUAAGCCUUUCCUGAAUAGUGAUCUACGACGCUCCCCAAAUAAGCCUACGCUUGCCUAUCCUGAAAGCAACAGCAGAGCCAUAUUUUCUGCUCUGAAGAAUCUUCAAGAUAAGAUUCGACGCUUGGAACUUGAAAGGAUUCAGGCAGAAGAAAGUGUGAAAACCUUGUCUAAAGAAACAAUUGAAUAUAAGAAAGUACUAGAUGAACAGAUACAAGAAAGGGAAAAUUCAAAGAAUGAAGAAUCAAAGCACAAUCAAGAACUGACAUCUCAGUUGUUAGCUGCAGAAAAUAAGUGUAAUCUUUUAGAAAAACAGUUGGAGUACAUGCGAAAUAUGAUAAAGCAUGCAGAAACAGAGAGGACAUCUGUCUUGGAGAAACAGGUUUCUUUAGAAAGAGAACGACAACAUGAUCAAACACACGUUCAGAGCCAGCUUGAAAAACUGGAUCUUCUUGAACAGGAGUAUAAUAAACUUACCACAAUGCAAGCUCUUGCAGAAAAAAAAAUGCAAGAAUUGGAAGCAAAACUCCAUGAAGAAGAACAGGAAAGGAAACGUAUGCAAGCUAAGGCAGCUGAGUUGCAGACUGGCCUAGAAACAAAUAGACUUAUCUUUGACAAUAAGGCAACUCCAUAUGUUCCCAGUGCAAGAAGAAUUAAAAAAAAGAAAUCAAAAUCACCAGAAAAGAAGAGUUCUAGGAACUAUUUGGGUGCACAGCCACAUUAUAGACUAUGCUUGGGUGAUAUGCCGUUUGUAGCUGGAAAGUCUACCAGUCCUAGCCAUGCCGUGGUGGCCAAUGUCCAGCAUGUCUUGCAUCUAAUGAAGCAACACAGUAAAGCUUUGUGCAACGAUCGAGUAGUCAACAGUGUUCCUUUGGCAAAGCAAGUAUCUUCACGAGGUGGUAAAAGUAAGAAGUUGUCGGUAACAUCACCCUCCUCCAAUAGCAUUAAUGAAGAGUUGUCAGACGUCUUACAGACUUUACAGGAUGAAUUUGGGCAAAUGAGCUUUGAUCACCAGCAGCUUGCAAAACUUAUCCAGGAGUCACCAACUAUUGAACUGAAAGAAAACUUAGAGUGUGAACUGGAGGCAUUAGUGGGAAGGAUGGAGGCAAAAGCCAAUCAAAUAACUAAAGUUCGAAAAUACCAAGCCCAGCUGGAGAAACAGAAGAUAGAGAAGCAGAAGAAGGAAUUAAAAGCUACCAAAAAGACUCUUGAUGAAGAAGGAAACAGCAGCAGCCGUUCUUCUGGAAUCACAGGGACCACAAAUAAGAAGGAUUGUACCAAACUGAGACCUGGAGAAAAAAGCAGGAAAAAUCUUCAGUUACUGAAGGACAUGCAGACCAUACAGAAUUCAUUACAAAGCAAUAGUUUGUGUUGGGAUUACUGAGUUGGACCAGGUCAUAAAUUUUAUUCAGAUAAUCUGUACCUCAUCAAUCAGAUGUUGACACUUUACUCAUACUCACUUAUGUUGGAAUUAAUUAGUAGCAGGUAUUAAGGAACCCAAGCUUCAUUACACUGGCUUUUUGUGUAGGCAACAUGACUAAAUGUUAAACCAUUUACAUGGAAACCAGGGGAGUUUUAAAGCCUGAGGAGCCACACAUAAUCUGUUUCUUUGAGAUUAAUUUGCUGUACUGAUCUAUUGCACUUUGUAAAGAAAUUACCAAUUUUUUA
Messenger RNA from Propithecus coquereli (Coquerel's sifaka), 2027 nucleotides. It is a transcript of the gene CEP57, whose product is annotated as centrosomal protein 57kDa. Gene Ontology annotation, cellular component: centrosome. The record is from RefSeq and is a predicted model, not a curated record. Bases 238 to 1743 code for a protein of 501 amino acids. Gene Ontology annotation, molecular function: gamma-tubulin binding; identical protein binding; microtubule binding. The transcript has 11 exons. NCBI's taxonomy places the organism in Eukaryota, Metazoa, Chordata, Mammalia, Primates, Indriidae.